AGUAACAUUCACUAUUAAAUUUUAAACCGAAUCGAGAAAAAAUUUAAAAGUUAUCAAGUUACGUUGUUUUAACAUUAUGUAAAGCUAUAAAAUAUUAUUCAAUAAAAAAGGAAAGGAAAAACAUAGAAUAGUGCUGUAGAUUUAAGUUUAACUUUAACUGAAACUUAGGCCUUUUCCGAAAAGCCUUAUGUCCUACAUCACAUUGCAAGGGAGCGCAAAAAUCGAGUUAAUUAUCGGGCGCUGUUUACCUCAAACCCGGGUGCUGUGCCGUGUGCCUCUGAUAACACUACAGCUACAAACUAAAAAGAACAGUUUUUCAGUAUAUGACAGGCCCGUAGCCAAGGGGGGGGGACCGUCGGGACAAAUCCCCCCCCCCCGAAAUUCUGGGAUUCAAACUUUUUAGUCUUUCUUUGAGCCUCUCAGUAAAAAGAAAAACAAAAACUGUAGAAUCAAACCUUUUCCCAGUACACCACCUUCGCUAGUACCUCAUCUUCACCUGGCCUUGUGGCUCAUCUUUCCUUCGGUUAGACUCGAAUCCCCCGAAAUCAAUUGUUUUUCAGCAUUUGGUAUCGUCCAGUGAGUAGGCAAAUGCUGACUCAUUGACAAUAGAGCUUCGCAAUAGCAGUCUGGAACGUUUGUUUUUAGGAUAGUGGUGAUCUUUUUGACAUACGAAUAUGAGCUCAUCCAUACUUAAGAGUAUUUAAUCAGGCUAAGUCCAUUUGGACGAUAUAUACAAGUCCCUGGGUUCCUGACUCACCGUUUACCUUCGUUAUGAAAAGAGCAAAACAAACAUCGCUUUUAAGUUAUUUACCUUCCAAACGAAAUUGUGAAAAUGAACAGUCCACCUCUAGUUCAUUUACAGUUAGCAAUUCACUCAAUUGCGAUACAAUACGCAAUGAAACUGCAUCUGAAACGGUGUCAAAUAUUUUAGAUCUUGGACUAUACGUAAAUGAUGUCAGUGACAUGAAUCGAACACUAGUCUACAAUUUGAUUAAGAAGUCUAAUGCUCCUGAAGCUAACUAUAUUUUCCCUACCUCUGAAGGAAAAAGAAAGUUACGUUUUCAACGUAAAUGGCUGAAUGAAUACAAGUGGUUAACGUAUUCUGAAAAGUUAGAAGCGGCUCUAUGUAAAUAUUGCGUUUUGUUUGGUUCUUCUACCUGUGGCAAAGGGGGCCAUCAAAAAUUGUCUGCUCUAGCGAAUUCUGGUUUUCGGCGGUGGAAAGACGCACACGAAAUUUUUAGGUCCCAUACUAUAGCAGAAUACCACAAGAUGAGCACCGUUAAGGCGGAAAAUUUUGUAAACAUUUUCGAAGGAAAAACUGAAAGUAUUGAACUGCAAAUAAAUUCAUGUGCCAAAAAUAAAGCAGAAGAAAAUAGAGAGAGACUUGUCCCAAUUGUCGAAACCUUAAUAUUUUGUGGGAGGCAGGAAUUGGCUUUAAGAGGAACUAAAGACAGUGGACCCUUAAACUUAGAUAGUGAUGAGCCCAUAAUAAAUGAUGGAAAUUUCCGGGCAUAACUGAGAUUGAGAGCUAAAUCUGGGGAUGAAACUUUGAAAAAUCAUAUUAACCAAUGUGGUGGUAAUGCAAUGUACAUCAGUCCAUCCAUUCAAAAUGAAUUAAUAGAGAUUUGUGGUAGCAUUAUCCAAGAGACAAUUGUUGAUAGAAUCAAUAAAGCAAGCUGUUUUGCUAUUCUUGCAGACGAAACUAUGGACAUAACUCAAACUGAGCAGUUGACAUUUUGUGCAAGGUACAUCGAUGUGAGAGGUGAUGUGCCAAUUGUCAGAGAAGACUUUCUCCAAUUUGUUCCAAUUUUUGACUCAUCUGGACGCGGAAUAGCUAGUGUUAUUUUAAAAUCAUUAAGAAAUUUAGGAGUUAAUGUUUCAAAAAUUGUCGGAUAAGGCUACGACGGAGCAUCUGCAAUGCGAGGGGACUUCAACGGUGUUCAAGCAGCCAUCAAAGAAUUACACCCAACAGCUAUAUAUGUACAUUGCUCCUCACACUCUUUGAAUUUAGCAAUUAGUCACUCUUGUAGAAUUCAAGCUAUUAGAAACUGUGUCGGCACAGUUAAAACAAUAACAAAAUUCAUCGAAUCGUCUGCCAAAAGAGCACAAAUUUUAGAGGACAUCAUCAAAACGAACUUGCCGAACGAAAAAUUCAAAAAAAUAAUAUCUUUUUACGAAACAAGAUGGAUAGAAAACCAUGAUGCAAUCAUUAGAUUUAAAGAACUUUAUCCAGAAAUAAUUCAACUUCUCGAAGAAGUAAAGGCUUCUGGAAACUGCGAUGCUUCUUCUAAAGCGGACAAUUUUUAUUUCUACUAUCACUAAAAGUGAGUUUUACAUUACUUUACUUGUUUGUAGAGAUAUUUUUUCUGUGACUCUCCCACUGAGCAAAGCACUCCAACAAAUUCAUCUAGAUUUGAAUGGAGCUUUAAUACAUGUAAAAUCAAUAAACAACACAGUUCUAAACAAAAGAAAAAAUGCCGAGUAUGAAUUUCAAAAGCUAUAUUCGAAACUCCUUAAUACUUUCACAAGUUUGGAUCUAGAUGUAAAACUUCCUACAUUGGCAUCCUAUCAAAAUAAUCGUGGCAAUAUAAAAAAUCAGAACACAGACCCAGAGCAGUACUUCCGUCAAAAUAUAUACAUCCCUUUUUUAGAUUAUUUCACUGCCCAACUGAUUGAAAGAUUUUCAAAACACGAAGAUACUCUUCCAUCUCUCAAUAAAGUGUUACCUAAGUAUUGUGUGAACGUUUGAUAUUAAUUUAUGCAAUUUCCGAAUCUACGCAGAUUUCAUUGACAUCGAAAACCUCAUGGGAGAAAUGGAAGUAUGGGCAUCAAAGUGGAACAUGCGUGAAUCCCUUAGUAGACCAGAUACGGCACUUUCAGCAAUGGAAGAAUGUGACAGUAUCUUUUUCCCAAACAUUUAUUGCUUGUUAUCAAUAUUAGCUACGUUUCCAAUCACCACAGCAAAUGCAGAAAGAACUUUUUCUACUCUUAAACGAGUAAAAACAGCAACAAGAAAUGCUACUAAAGAAGAAAGGCUAACAGGGCUAACUUUAUUAAGCAUAUUUCGGGAUAUUCUGGUUUGCCCUAAAAAAGUAAUUGAAAAAGUUUCUUCAAAUCCCC
Molecule: messenger RNA, 3120 nt
Organism: Parasteatoda tepidariorum (common house spider)
Lineage: Eukaryota; Metazoa; Arthropoda; Arachnida; Araneae; Theridiidae
Source: RefSeq, a predicted model, not a curated record